GAAAGACAGAUCACAGAAGUAGAAUAGUAGAUAGGGAGUGUCGGAAACGGCAUCGUUUGCUUUCCCUAGAAUUAGCGGCGUGUUUGUUCUGAUUUGAGGGAGGGAAGAAAAACACCACCUCUUGGAGCCGCCUGCUACUGCGUCUCUAGCUCGCUUGCUGGAACGGAGCUGGGGAUGCCGUCAAUGGCGCAAGCAGGAGUCAAGGACUCUACAGGGAGCAACAAACCUAACUCUAAGUUUCCCAACGGUUACGUGAACUCCUUUGCAAGGAGGCAAAAGAUCAUUCAGCAGAGAAAAUCUCUUCCGAUUGCUUCAGCUGAAAAACGGCUUGUCGAGGAGGUGAAGAAGAAUGACGUAUUGAUUAUUGUUGGUGAAACAGGCAGUGGAAAAACCACGCAGUUACCGCAGUUUCUAUUUAAUGCUGGAUUUUCUCGUGAUGGGAGAUCAAUUGGGAUCACGCAACCAAGGCGAGUGGCCGCCGUCACUGUUGCGAAACGGGUUGCUGAGGAAUCUGGUGUGGAACUGGGCCAGAGGGUUGGGUAUUCCAUCCGGUUUGAUGAUUACACUUCUAGUUCCACAAGGAUCAAAUACAUGACGGAUGGCUUGCUACUGAGGGAAGCAUUGUUGGAUCCAUAUCUCUCUAGGUAUUCAGUUAUCAUUGUUGAUGAAGCUCAUGAGAGAACUGUCCAUACUGAUGUGUUGCUAGGCCUGCUGAAAAAGGUGCAACAUGCAAGAUCAAAAUCUGGCAAUGAUCAUAUUCAUAUUGACAAUAAGGCAAACAAUGGCACACUGGCAGUGGCAGAGAAAGAAGAUGGCUCACAAAGUGCCAGUUUAUUCAAAAAAUGUCAAGGCAGAAAAUUUCUUCCUUUGAAGUUAAUCGUCAUGUCUGCUAGCUUGGAUGCACAUGUUUUCUCAGAGUACUACAGUGGUGCAAAAGCUGUUUACAUUCAAGGGAGACAAUUUCCUGUUGAUAUACUUUAUACUCUUCAUGCUGAGUCAGACUAUUUAGAGGCGGCCUUAAUUACUAUAUUCCAGAUUCAUUUGGAGGAGGGCCCUGGUGAUAUACUUGUAUUUUUGACCGGGCAAGAAGAGAUUGAAUCUGUUGAAAGACUUGUCCAAGAGCGACUUCGACAGUUACCUGAAGACAGUCAAAAGCUUUUUACUGUUACUAUAUUUUCAUCACUUCCAUCAGAACAGCAAAUGCGAGUUUUCAUGCCAGCUCCGGUUGGCUUUCGUAAGGUUAUAUUGGCAACAAAUAUUGCUGAGACAUCAGUGACAAUACCCGGAAUCAGGUAUGUUAUAGAUCCUGGAUUUGUGAAAGCCCGCUCCUAUGAUCCUGUCAAAGGGAUGGAAUCACUGAUUAUUGUCCCAACCUCAAAAGCACAGGCUAUUCAAAGAAGUGGACGUGCAGGUCGUGAAGGACCUGGGAAGUGCUUUCGUUUAUAUCCUGAGAGUGAAUUUGAGAAACUUGAGGAUUCAACCAAGCCAGAGAUUAAGCGAUGCAACCUUUCAAAUGUCAUUUUACAACUCAAAGCCCUGGGUGUUGAUGAUAUUAUUGGGUUUGAUUUCAUUGAGAAGCCACCAAGGGCAGCUAUUAUCAAGUCAUUGGAGGAGUUGUUCCUGCUAGGUGCUUUGACUGAUGACUGUAAGCUUGCUGAUCCAGUUGGGCGUCAAAUGUCUCGACUUCCCUUAGACCCCAUUUAUUCCAAAGCUCUUAUCCUAGCAAAUGAGUUCAACUGCUUGGAAGAAAUGUUGAUAACUGUUGCCAUGCUUUCAGUGGAAUCUAUUUUCUAUUUCCCUCGUGAGAAGAAAGAGGAGGCAAGAAGCAGAGUAAAAUGCUUCUCAAGUCCAGAUGGUGACCACCUUACUUUAGUUAACAUAUAUCGAGCAUCUGAUGAGUUCUUGGAGAAGAGAAACAUGGGACCUGGUAAAGAUAAAAGGGAAAAAAUUAUGAGGAAGUGGUGCAAGGAAAAUUUUAUUAAUAGCCGUUCUCUGAGACAUGCGCGUGACAUUCACAGUCAAAUCCGAGAGCACGUUGAGCAAAUGGGUUUUUGUGUAUCUUCGUGUGGAGAUGACGUGCUUCAGUUCCGCAAAUGCCUUGCUGCCUCCUUUUUCCUGAAUGCUGCCUUAAAGCAGCCUGAGGGCACAUACAGGGCUCUUGCAAGUGGUCAGGUGGUGCAAAUCCGGCCUUCUUCGGUCUUAUUCCAGGCAAAACCAGAGUGUAUAAUAUUUAAUGAACUUGUCCAAACUAAUCACAAGUACAUCCACAACAUCACUAGAAUUGAUUACUUAUGGUUGACAGAGCUGGCUCCUCAUUUUUAUGCUGUGCAGAACUGAAAUUACUUCUGCCAUAACUUCUGAGGAAGUAAGUACCAUUUAUUCCUCUCUUUUUUCCCCCGGAAUCGCCUUGUAUGUAAUGCUCCUUUGGGGUGGUGUGGAAUGGAAUUAAAAUCCCCAUCUUAUGGGAUAUUGGGAUUGUUUAGUGAAAGACUGAAAAGUAUUAUCCUGUUUCUCAAGGAGGGUGGUUUUUUAAUGUUUCCAGCGUCCUUUCAAAACCAUUUUUGUGUUGUUUAGGUACCAAUGCAACACAUCCAUGCGCAGAUG
Molecule: messenger RNA, 2604 nt
Organism: Tripterygium wilfordii
Lineage: Eukaryota; Viridiplantae; Streptophyta; Magnoliopsida; Celastrales; Celastraceae
Product: pre-mRNA-splicing factor ATP-dependent RNA helicase DEAH10
Exons: 12
Coding region: 175-2337 (720 amino acids)
Biological process (GO): positive regulation of transcription by RNA polymerase I
Cellular component (GO): nucleolus; intracellular anatomical structure
Molecular function (GO): RNA binding; ATP binding; ATP hydrolysis activity
Source: RefSeq, a predicted model, not a curated record